AUGCUGUCCGCCCGCCUUAUACGCCAGCUGGCCGAUAGCGCCCUGCUCGGCCGCCUCCCCGUCGUCUUCGCCGCCCCCCACCGUCUCUCGCUCUGCUCGACAGCUACUCGCCGCGCCGUUUCCACAGCCGCAACCUCGUCCCGCCAUGAAGCUACACGAGCUGCUGCCCUUCCAGCAACACGCCAAUGCGUCCGCUUCUCAUCUUCAUCCACGCGCUGGAAGAGCCGCCAGGGCCGCGACCAUUUCGCCAGGGAAGCCAAAAUCCGCGGGCUCAAGAGCCGCGCCGCGUUCAAGCUGCUCGAGAUGAACCAGCGCUACCGCCUCUUCCGCGCCGGUAACACGGUCGUCGACCUGGGCUACGCGCCGGGCUCGUGGUCGCAGGUCGCCAUUGACCGCACCCAGCCAGGCGGCCGUGUCAUCGGCAUCGACGUCAUUCCCGCCCAGCCGCCCCGCGGCGUGUCGACGAUACAGGGCAAUUUUCUGAGCGAGGCCGUGCAGGCCGAGGUGAGAGCGUACGUGCAGGAUCCGGAGAGGGGGAGGCCGGUGAGGAGGCAGGUCAUUUGGUCGGGAGACGAGGAAGCAGAGGCCGAGGAAGAUGGGGCUGUGGAGCACGGUGAGCAUGCGGAGACGAAGGGGUAUACGGAGGCGGAAUUGGAGCAGCAAGAGAUGGGCUACAUCGAUCGCGAAAGAAGGGCUCCGUUGAUUGCGAGGGAGGAUGAAGAAGACGGUCAUUCGCACGGUGAAACGGAGCAUGCGGUCGGAACGGCAACGGGGGCUGGAAAGAAGAAGUCGGGCAGGCGCGCGGAGGAUGAGGCCAUGGGCCGCGUGGUCGAUGUUGUGCUGAGUGAUAUGUCCGCGCCCUGGGAUCAGACGUCCGGUUUCCACAAGAGGAGCAUUACUGAGCCCUAUCUUAGGAUGAUGAAUACGAGCGGAAUGGCGUUCAGAGACCACGCAGGCAGCAUGGAUCUUUGCAAUGCCGCCCUAACCUUCGCUUUCGACACACUACGCACCGGCGGCAAUUUUGUCUGCAAGUUUUACCAGGGCGCCGAGGACAAGGCGCUUGAAAAGAAACUGCGCCGCAUGUUUGAGAAAGUCUUCCGCGAGAAGCCCGAGUCUUCGAGAAGUGAAUCUAAGGAGUCCUUCUUCGUUGCCUUGAAGCGGAAACCGGACCCUACGAAGGAAGAGGUCUUCGGAGAAGUUUGA
This is a messenger RNA of Lasiodiplodia theobromae, 1203 nucleotides long. RefSeq names its product Cell division cycle protein. Lineage: Eukaryota; Fungi; Ascomycota; Dothideomycetes; Botryosphaeriales; Botryosphaeriaceae. The transcript is spliced from 4 exons. Bases 1 to 1203 code for a protein of 400 amino acids. Gene Ontology annotation, cellular component: mitochondrion. Gene Ontology annotation, molecular function: rRNA (uridine-2'-O-ribose)-methyltransferase activity. Gene Ontology annotation, biological process: RNA methylation. The record is from RefSeq and is a predicted model, not a curated record.